CCACCACCGAUCACAGCUCAGUUCACUCCAUACCCUCUUCUCCACCAGAGCCUCGAUCGAUCCAUCUCGACCUCGAGCCAAGAUGUUCAUCGAGAGCUUCCGUGUGGAGAGCCCCAACGUGCGGUACGGCGCCGGCGAGAUCCAGUCGGAGUACCGCUACGACACCACCGAGCUCGUGCACGAGAGCCACAACGGCGCAUCCAAGUGGGUCGUCCGCCCCAAGUCCGUCGGAUACCAGUUCAGGACCGACACCAAUGUCCCCAAGCUCGGGGUGAUGCUUGUGGGCUUGGGCGGCAACAAUGGCUCCACACUCAUGGCUGGUGUCAUCGCCAACAAGGAGGGGAUCUCAUGGGCGACCAAGGACAAGGUGCAGCAAGCCAACUACUUCGGCUCCCUCACCCAGGCCUCCACCAUCAGGGUCGGAAGCUACAACGGAGAGGAGAUCUAUGCGCCCUUCAAGAGCCUCCUGCCCAUGGUGAGCCCAGAUGACAUCGUGUUCGGAGGCUGGGACAUCAGCAGCAUGAACAUGGCUGAUGCUAUGACCAGGGCCAAGGUGUUGGACAUUGACCUGCAGAAGCAGCUUAGGCCCUACAUGGAGUCCAUCGUUCCACUUCCUGGUAUCUACGACCCGGACUUCAUCGCUGCCAACCAGGGGUCCCGGGCCAACAAUGUCAUCAAGGGCACCAAGAAAGAGCAGAUGCAGCAGAUCAUCAAGGACAUCAGGGAGUUCAAGGAGAAGAACAAGGUGGACAAGGUAGUUGUGCUCUGGACUGCUAACACUGAAAGGUACAGUGCUGUCUCUGUUGGGCUUAAUGACACGACCGAGAACCUCUUGGCGUCUGUGGAGAAGAACGAGGCAGAGAUCUCUCCAUCAACACUGUAUGCCAUCGCUUGCGUCAUGGAGGGUGUGCCUUUCGUCAACGGGAGCCCUCAGAACACCUUCGUGCCUGGGCUGAUCGAUCUUGCUAUCAAGAACAACUGCCUGAUUGGUGGUGAUGAUUUCAAGAGUGGCCAGACCAAGAUGAAGUCUGUCUUGGUUGACUUCCUUGUUGGCGCUGGCAUCAAGCCCACCUCAAUUGUCAGCUACAACCAUCUGGGGAACAAUGAUGGCAUGAACCUAUCUGCACCACAGACAUUCAGGUCCAAGGAGAUCUCCAAGAGCAACGUGGUGGAUGACAUGGUCUCGAGCAAUGCCAUCCUCUUUGAGCCCGGGGAACAUCCUGAUCACGUCGUUGUGAUCAAGUAUGUGCCGUACGUUGGAGACAGCAAGAGGGCCAUGGAUGAGUACACCUCGGAGAUCUUCAUGGGGGGCAAAAGCACCAUUGUAAUGCACAACACCUGCGAGGACUCGCUCCUCGCUGCACCGAUCAUCCUUGACCUGGUGCUCCUGGCCGAGCUCAGCACAAGGAUUCAGCUCAAGUCAGAGGGAGAGGACAAGUUCCACUCCUUCCACCCAGUUGCUACCAUCCUGAGCUACCUCACCAAGGCACCCCUCGUCCCUCCUGGCACACCGGUGGUGAACGCUCUGGCGAAGCAGAGGGCCAUGCUCGAGAACAUCAUGAGGGCCUGUGUCGGCCUGGCACCUGAGAACAAUAUGAUCCUGGAGUACAAGUGAAGAGGAUUGAGGGCGGCGGAGCCGAGACCAAACCGUACGUAGCAAGUGGCGAAUGUAUGGAUGGAAGGGUAGGAGGAAGGCGAGAUUAGCUGUGGAAUUAUUUGGCUUGUCUUGUGUUUCUUUUGCGAUUCUUUCCCCAGUUAAGUUACUCUCCUGUGUGCUUGCGAGACUCUGUAGUGUCCGGGCUCUGCAACUAGCAGCAGCCUCAUAUGGUUUGUCGGAUAAUGUCGGUGUUAGCUUAUGUUAGUCCCCUUCAUUCCUCUGUUGGUAACUUAGUACUGGAGCUUUCAGUUAACGACGACUUGAGCUCAGUGUUUUA
This is a messenger RNA of Lolium rigidum, 1934 nucleotides long. RefSeq names its product inositol-3-phosphate synthase. The coding region runs from base 83 to 1615 and encodes 510 amino acids. The transcript has 10 exons. Gene Ontology annotation, cellular component: cytoplasm. The record is from RefSeq and is a predicted model, not a curated record. Lineage: Eukaryota; Viridiplantae; Streptophyta; Magnoliopsida; Poales; Poaceae. Gene Ontology annotation, biological process: inositol biosynthetic process; phospholipid biosynthetic process. Gene Ontology annotation, molecular function: inositol-3-phosphate synthase activity.